This is a messenger RNA of Penicillium atrosanguineum, 1452 nucleotides long. RefSeq lists its product as uncharacterized. Gene Ontology annotation, molecular function: transmembrane transporter activity. Gene Ontology annotation, biological process: transmembrane transport. The transcript has 5 exons. Bases 1 to 1452 code for a protein of 483 amino acids. The record is from RefSeq and is a predicted model, not a curated record. Gene Ontology annotation, cellular component: fungal-type vacuole membrane. Lineage: Eukaryota; Fungi; Ascomycota; Eurotiomycetes; Eurotiales; Aspergillaceae.
AUGCCUUCGCCGACCUAUGACCGAAAUGAAAGUCCAACAUCAUGUCAGACCGAUUUCAAGAAAUACCCGCCAAGUAUCGCGACAAACAGCAUUGAUACCGGAUCAUCAUCACCAUCCUAUAAAGAAGGUGAUAUCGAGUACGCUAGCAGGGAAGAUGGCCUACCUCCUGUAGAUGGGGGGAAGCAGGCAUGGUUAUUUUUAAUAGCUUCUGCGAUGCUCGAAGCGUUGGUAUGGGGGUAUGCGUUCUCGUUCGGAAUAUUCCAAGAUUAUUAUAGCGCCCACGAUCCAUUUCGAGGGUCUGCAAACAUUGCUGUUAUCGGGACAUGUGCCAUGGGUAUUGCGUAUUUAAUUGCUCCAUUAGCUAUCGUGGUCAUGAUUAUGGUGCCUCGUAUUGCUCGUUGGGUAUCGACCGCAGGCGUGGUGAUCAUGUGUCUUUCACUAGCCAUCAGUUCGUUCUCGACCAACGUGACACACCUAAUUCUGUCGCAAGGAAUCGGCUUUGGCGUGGGUGGAUGUCUAGCAUAUACGCCCUCGAUUCUUUUUAUGUCAGAGUGGUUUUGCAAGCGAAAGGGCCUUGCUUUUGGAAUCGUUUGGGCGGGCUCAGGAUUAUCUGGAGUGAUUUUCCCAUUGGUUAUCCAAUGGCUUCUCAACCAAUACGGAAUUAAAGUCACCCUUAGAAUCUCGGCAGUGGCACUGUUCAUCCUUGCUGCCCCAUUCCUCUACUUCCACAGGCCUCGUUUACCUAUCCGCGAGAGUGUGUGCCACCAUCGACUCAGCUUCAAUUUCCUAUACAGCAAAGUAUACAUUAUCUACCAGCUUGGCAACACCGUGGAGGCUUUAGGAUUCUUCCUUCCCACCAUCUAUCUCCCAACUUACGCUCGCAGCCUUGGUGCCAGCGAGUUCAUGUCCUCGCUCACAGUGACGCUCGUCAAUUUAACUUCGGUGUUGAGUUGUGUGGUGGUGGGAUUCCUGUCAGACCGAUAUCAUAUCACCACUUGCAUCCUGGUGUUGACUGUCGGUACCGUCUUGUCAGUUUUCUUCAUCUGGGGCUUUUCAGUAACGAUUCCCACGCUUUACGUCUUUUGCAUUGCGUAUGGUCUACUCGCCGGUGGAUACUCGUCAACAUGGUCAGGCGUCUCCAAUGAGAUUCAGCGAGCAAACCCAGAAGCAGAUGCAACAGUCAUUUUUCCAUUCAUGGAAACCGGCCGUGGAAUAGGCAACGUGGUCAGUGGCCCGCUCAGUGAAGUACUGCUCAAGGCAGAUCACUGGAAAAGCCGUGCGUGGGGAACUUACGGAAGUGGCUUUGGCACACUUGUGGUCUGCACGGGCGCAACUGCGCUCCCGAUUCGGUUUGGAAAGGACAUUGAGAUCGCCGGAAAGAUCUCUGGAAAUUUGGAUCGCCCGGUAGGACCGGGAGUACAUCACCUUGCUGCAGCGCAAGAGAACAUAUGA